CUAGCUAGACCAGCAAUGGCAGUGAACGGACUGAAACUCGGUACGACGUCGCAGGCCUACUUAGAAGGCAAAGCAGUGAGCGACACCAAGGCUCUGAUAUCCGAUCUCUGCCGCCAAUUCUACCAUCUCGGAUGGGUCUCAGGAACAGGUGGCAGCAUCACAAUCAAAGUUCACGAUGACUCUGUUCCGAAGCCCGAGCAGCUUGUAGUCAUGUCUCCGUCUGGCGUUCAGAAGGAGAGAAUGGUACCGGAGGACAUGUAUGUGUUAUCUCCGAAUGGAUCUGUCUUGUGUUCUCCAUCUCCGAAGCCGUACCCACAUAAGCCUCCCAAGUGUUCUGAUUGUGGUCCACUUUUUAUGAAGGCAUAUGAUAUGCGUGAUGCAGGAGCUGUUAUUCAUAGUCAUGGGAUGGAAUCUUGUCUUGUAACAAUGAUCAAUCCAUUAGCAAAAGAAUUUCGAAUCACUCAUAUGGAGAUGAUUAAAGGAAUCAAAGGGCACGGUUAUUAUGAUGAGCUUGUGGUCCCUAUAAUAGAGAACACUGCCUAUGAAUAUGAACUCACAGAGUCUCUUGCCAAAGCUAUUGAAGCCUACCCGAAAACAACAGCUGUGCUUGUUCGUAACCAUGGGAUCUAUGUCUGGGGUGACUCGUGGAUCAAUGCUAAGACUCAGGCUGAAUGUUAUCACUAUCUCUUUGAAGCUGCUAUCAAACUUCAUCAGUUGGGUUUGGACCCAACUACUCCAAACCAUGGCCCUAUACAACAAAAUGUCAAGGGAGUUUUAGAAAGUGGUAUUCACAGAAAUAUAUCUGUGAAGGCAGCGACUGCAGCUUCAGAUAAUACAUCUGAGCCGUCACAACGUUGCAUUGUUCUUGACAUUGAGGGAACUACUACUCCCAUAUCGUUUGUGACUGAUGUUCUCUUUCCAUAUGCCCGCAAUAAUGUUGGAAGGCACUUGUCUGCAACAUAUGACACUGAAGAAACUCAAGAUGACAUAAAGUUGUUGUGUAUCCAGGUUCAAGAAGACCUGGAAAAAGGUGUUGCUGGUGCUGUUCCCAUCCCCUCUGAUGAUGCAGGGAAAGAGGAGGUUGUUGCAGCUUUGGUUGCUAAUGUUGACGCAAUGAUAAAAGCUGAUCGGAAGAUCACUGCCUUGAAACAGUUGCAAGGUCAUAUCUGGAGAACUGGAUAUGAAAAGAAUGAAUUGAAGGGAGUAGUUUUCGAUGAUGUACCAGAAGCUCUUAAGAAGUGGCAUAAUUCAGGCAUAAAGGUCUACAUAUACUCUAGUGGUAGCAGGUUGGCACAGAGACUUAUAUUUGGUAACUCAAAUUAUGGGGACCUAAGAGAAUAUUUGUCUGGAUUUUUUGACACCACAGUGGGAAACAAAAGAGAAAGUAGCAGUUAUGCUGAAAUUGUACAAUCAGUUGGAGUUGAUAAACCAUCGGAGGUUUUAUUUGUGACAGAUGUCUUUCAAGAAGCUGUAGCUGCAAAGGCGGCAGGAUUGGAAGUUAUUGUAUCGAUCCGACCAGGGAAUGGAGCUCUACCAGAGAAUCAUGGUUUCAAAACAGUCACUUCUUUCUUGGAAAUCUGAAUUUGUACUUCUCCGUAAACAUGUAACACUAUAAAUCAUAUGAAUAAUUAUAAGAAUAAAACAUGUAACAAUAUAGUCAAGUUUCGAGGGGCGUAACAAAAAAUAAAUCGUUUAGUAAGGUGAGUAAAAAAGAUAUGACAAGUUGAGCGGA
Pyrus x bretschneideri (Chinese white pear) is the source of this 1732-nucleotide messenger RNA. RefSeq names its product probable bifunctional methylthioribulose-1-phosphate dehydratase/enolase-phosphatase E1 1. Gene Ontology annotation, molecular function: magnesium ion binding; acireductone synthase activity. The record is from RefSeq and is a predicted model, not a curated record. Lineage: Eukaryota; Viridiplantae; Streptophyta; Magnoliopsida; Rosales; Rosaceae. Gene Ontology annotation, cellular component: cytoplasm.